AUGGUCUAUGCCAUGUUAUCUAUUGGUGUUCUAGGAUUCAUCGUAUGGAGUCAUCAUAUGUAUACUGUAGGAUUAGAUGUAGAUACUCGAGCAUACUUCACAGCAGCUACAAUGAUUAUUGCAGUACCUACUGG
This is a messenger RNA of Auanema sp. JU1783, 134 nucleotides long. Lineage: Eukaryota; Metazoa; Nematoda; Chromadorea; Rhabditida; Rhabditidae. The record is from the annotation of a GenBank genome assembly.